GAGCUCAACAUUAAACAUAUCUGACGUCUAUAUCUCCAUCAUCAUCAUCAUCAUCAUCAUCGCCUCUCAAUGUCCAAAUAACUCUUUGCAUUUCCGUACUAGCGUUUUUUGCUUGAAAUUCGCGUUUUUCGUCUGUUUACCCUCUGAACGUCUUUAGGGAUCUGAAGUUUGCCUCAGUUUGCGCAACCGGUGUGUGAACUCACUCGAUCAAACAGCCCGAUCUGAUCGCUGUCCAGACGUGAUUGUUUGUUGACACCAGGGGAUUCAUAUGAGCGUGCUUCCGGUGAUCCGACCGCCGAGCCCCCUCCCGGGGUCGCAAGGCAUUUCCUUCCAAAUCCAGAUCGGGUUGAGCCGGGAACCCGUCCUGCUGGACUCCGGCGAGUUCAGCCUGGCGCAGGUCCGAGAGAUGGCAUGCUCCAUCGUGGACCAGAAGUUCCCAGAAUGUGGCUUCUAUGGGAUGUAUGACAAGAUUCUUCUUUUCCGUCAUGAUCCAAACUCUGAGAACAUUCUGCAGUUGGUGAGGUGCGCGGCGGAAAUUAUGGAAGGGGACCUGGUGGAAGUCGUCCUGUCAGCUUCAGCUACUGUAGAGGAUUUUCAAAUCAGACCUCACGCCCUGUUCGUUCACUCAUAUCGAGCUCCAGCGUUCUGCGAUCACUGUGGAGAGAUGCUGUGGGGUUUAGUGAGGCAGGGGCUUAAGUGUGAAGGCUGCGGGCUGAACUACCACAAACGGUGUGCCUUUAAAAUCCCAAACAACUGCAGCGGCAUCCGUAAACGACGACUAUCUAACGUGUCCCUCACCGGCCUGACCAACACUCGCUCUGUGUCUGCUGAACCGUCUCCCAGCACCUCUGAUGAAGCUUUACUGUCUCCUGUCAGUCCUAGCAUGGAGCAAAAAACUCCAUCAGACAUUUUUCCUGGAAGAGGCCGCUCCAACUCUCAGUCCUAUAUAGGUCGGCCAAUAGAGUUAGACAAGAUCCUGCUGUCUAAAGUGAAGGUGCCACACACAUUUGUCAUUCAUUCCUACACACGCCCCACCGUUUGUCAGCACUGCAAGAAGCUCCUCAAGGGUCUGUUCCGUCAGGGACUACAGUGCAAAGAUUGCAAAUUCAACUGCCAUAAACGAUGUGCACCCAAAGUGCCAAACAACUGCCUUGGAGAGGUGUCAAGAAACGGAGAUCUGUUGAGUCCUGGUGCUGAAUCAGAUGUGGUCAUGGAAGAGGGUUGUGAUGACCAUGACGGGGACAGACAUAGUCCACUUAUCGAUGACAUGGAAGAGUCUCUGGUUGUAGACUCCGCUGCUCUUUUGGAAGCUGGGCAUGGUGAGCUGGGAGAUUUCCAAGACCAAGACCCAGAUGAAUCCAACAGAAUCAUCAGCCCUUCCACCAGCAACAACAUCCCACUUAUGCGAGUGGUUCAGUCUGUCAAACACACCAAGAGGAAAAGCAGCAAUGUUAUGAAAGAAGGCUGGCUUGUGCAUUUCACCAGCAAAGACACAUUGCGUAAGAGACAUUACUGGCGACUUGACAGCAAGUGUAUUACCCUGUUCCAGAAUGACACUGGGAGCAAAUACUAUAAGGAAAUUCCUCUAUCUGAGGUACUGUCUCUGGAACCAGCGAAAACAUUCAACCUUCUGCCUGAGGGUGCCAACCCACAUUGCUUUGAGAUCACCACAGCAUCUCUGGUGUACUAUGUGGGAGAAAACCUGGCUCGAGCCGACAGGGGAACACCGGGCUACGGAAGCAGCGUGCUUAUUAGCGGCGUGGGACAGGACGUGGCCCGCAUGUGGGAGAUGGCCAUCCAGCAUGCACUUAUGCCUGUCAUCGCCAAGGGCAUAUCUCACGGCGGCCAUCACAGCCACCACAGUAUGAACUUCAUGGUGAAACAUUUAGGGGCUCAUGCGAAGACCCUUAGAAUGUUUCUAGGGGGGAAAACACAACAAAUACAGACAUGCAGCGAUAUUAGCACAGUGUAUCAGAUUUUCCCUGAUGAAGUACUUGGCUCUGGGCAAUUUGGCAUUGUCUAUGGAGGAAAACACAGGAAAACAGGCAGAGAUGUUGCCAUCAAGAUCAUAGAUAAACUGCGAUUUCCCACCAAACAGGAAAGUCAGCUGCGUAAUGAAGUUGCCAUUCUCCAGAACCUCCACCAUCCCGGCAUUGUCAACCUUGAGUGCAUGUUUGAGACACCAGAGCGUGUCUUUGUUGUCAUGGAAAAGCUCCAUGGCGACAUGUUGGAGAUGAUACUGUCAAGUCAGAAGGGGAGGCUGCCAGAACGCAUCACCAAGUUUCUCGUUAUGCAGAUUCUCAUCGCUCUCCGCCACCUUCACUUCAAAAACAUUGUUCACUGUGACCUCAAACCUGAGAAUGUUUUGUUAGCCUCCGCUGACUCUUUUCCACAAGUGAAGCUGUGUGAUUUCGGUUUUGCACGUAUUAUUGGUGAGAAGUCUUUUAGGCGUUCGGUGGUAGGCACCCCGGCAUACCUCGCCCCGGAAGUGCUUCGGAACAAGGGCUACAACCGCUCGCUAGACAUGUGGUCGGUGGGUGUCAUCGUCUAUGUCAGUCUCAGUGGAACCUUCCCCUUUAAUGAAGAUGAAGACAUUCAUGACCAAAUCCAGAACGCUGCUUUCAUGUACCCACCAAACCCCUGGAAAACAGUGACCCCACAGGGUAAGUUCUGGGUAGAACAGAUAGUAUAUGGCACAACCAUCAAUGAAUGUGGAAUGAAGAAGGACUACCAGAUGUGGCUGGACCUGCGGACUCUGGAGUGCAAAAUGCAGGAGCGAUAUAUCACCCACGAAAGCGAUGAUUUGCGCUGGGAGCGUUUUGCAGAACAAAAUGGCCUUCAGUACCCAGCCCACUUAAUCAACCCUCAUGCCGAUGUCUGUGAAGAGGCGGAGUCUGACGAGCUUGUGAUGGGCAUGCUCAGCGACAGAGUCAGUGUUCUGUAAAUUGCUGCCUACCCCUUUAAGGGCACAACAGCAGAACUCAAGCCAAAUGUAUAGGCUACUUCGAAAUCACCACUUUAGCCAACUGUAAAUGCCUUGACAAUUUAUAAAAAAAGUACUGCACAAUUCCAUUUAACAGUACACUACAGAACAAGCACAAAUUUCACUAUACACACAGUGCCUAAGCCACAAAAGCCAAUCUAGCCAUACAUACAAAAACAAUCAUACUGUAUAAUAACACAUAAAAUCUAACAAAAAAACUGCACUUAAACUACUAUAAACAAACAUAACUUACAUGCUCCUUUUGUUCUUAAGGAAUUUGGAGCUUAAC
Molecule: messenger RNA, 3272 nt
Organism: Sinocyclocheilus anshuiensis
Lineage: Eukaryota; Metazoa; Chordata; Actinopteri; Cypriniformes; Cyprinidae
Product: serine/threonine-protein kinase D1-like
Exons: 18
Coding region: 269-2944 (891 amino acids)
Biological process (GO): intracellular signal transduction; phospholipase C-activating G protein-coupled receptor signaling pathway; protein phosphorylation
Cellular component (GO): cytosol
Molecular function (GO): protein serine/threonine kinase activity; ATP binding
Source: RefSeq, a predicted model, not a curated record